GUGGAGCAUUGCACAGGACGGUUUAACCUCCGUUCGCUCCCGACAGAAUCCCUUGCUUUUGUCCUCAAAAGUUUGAUAUCGGUUUCCACUGUGUGGAUUUAGUGUUUUUAGUGUUCAGUGCAUGUUUUAAAGUGAUAAUCGUCGUCGGCCCCGUCGUUUUUCCCCGUUCACGCCGGUAUGGAGGCCGGAUGGGCCCGGAUGGUCCGCGGUGGAAGCGGGGGGAAGCCGAUUUUUUAUUGGUAUCGGUCAGAAUCUUUUUUUGCUAGCUGAGCAAAUUAUUGGUUAUUUUUCUUCUUUGUACGUGGUGGUCGUUGACCAGAAGCGAAGAUCCUCGACGGAAGUCGGCAAUGGGCGAAUGAUCCUAGCAGUCGAGCCCAACAUUUUUUUGUGAAACGCAUACUUGAACUUGAACUUGAUGCAUGUAACUUCUUUUUUUCUUUUACUUCUAUUGGCCACGACAUACAUGAACAUGAAAAGUAACUAUGCACCUUUGCUUAGCACAUGUCCUUGGUUAUGGUACCGGUCAUUUAUGUCUUUGACGCGAUUGCACUAGUAAACUUUAUAUUUAUGCUAUGCAGGAAUCCGUCCAAGAAUUUGCUUUAUUACGUAACUGACCAAUCGCAAUUAUCUGUCAUCUUCGAAUCGGGGUUGCCACAGCUCGUUCGAUUGAGGGAUGUGGGCAAUUUUGUUACUUGUUUUUUCUCUCGCUCUGGCAACAGUUACCAAUAGAAAUCAGCUGUUCUAGACGUUUAAAGUUUGAAGUCGAUUAUUAAAGAAAAUAUUUAAAGCAUGGUUUAUGAUUUAAAGGAAUUUAUAUUUUUUCGUCAUGGAAAUCUUUGUACCUGUAGAAAAGAUGCUUAAGAUGACCUAUCUAGAACAGUAUGCACAACAUAUAAUAAAUUACAGUUCAAGAUAUAACAGUUCCAAUAGUUAUUCCUACGCGCCUAUUAAUUUGGUUGGCAAAUAUGCUAAAUAUCCUUCUUAUGGUGAUUUUCCAGAAGCUUAUUUUUUGAGAUCUUAUGGCUUUUGGUGGAAGGAAAGCAAUGCCAGGCUAGAAGACUAUAGGACCCAAGAUUUUGAUUUGUUAGGUGCUGAAGAUUUUGUUACUUUGGAGUUUGGUAGUGUUGUCAUUCCAAGAGAUAUAUGUAUUUAUGAAAUUUAUAAUCCAGGCGCUAUUAUUAGAAUAUGGGGUUGUAUAAAAGGGGAGAAAAGAUGGUAUUUGCUCUGGGAAGGGUUCCCACAAAAGUGUAUGCCAAGGUCUAGAAAGUUUUGCCCGCCCCUUAGAAAAAUUAAUUGUCUGAUUGAUGUAGUUCGAUUGGAGUUCAACCAGAGCCAUUUGGAGUACCACACUUCUAUCGAUGCGGUGUUGCUGGGUGGUUACCAGCCAGACACAGAACUGCAGUAUUGCAUGAUUAAAAAGGGUUUAGUAGAAAUAAAAAAUGAAAAAACAAUAAAAUGCCACACUGUUAGUGAUAUAGAACAUAAAAAUUGUAAUAUUAAGCCCUUAAAAAUUGACUAUUUUUCAAAUCUACCGCAUGAAAUUGUACUACAUAUUUUUCAUUAUUUGGAUUUAAAAUCAUUAAGUAGAUGUGCUCAAGUUAAUAGAAAGUGGAAUCAGAUUUCGGGUGAUCAAAGCUUAUAUCAAAAUAUUAGCUUCAAGAUUUAUUGGUAUCUUGUUGAUGACGGCACAUUGAAGCAUUUUACUGACACAUGCACUAACAUCCGAAAAUUGGAUCUCUCUUGGUGUAACACCAAUCAGCUAUUUCACCACAAAUUAAACCAUGAAUACCAAAAAUCACUUAAAAGACUAUUAAGUAAAAAUCAAACCACCCUUUCUCAUCUCAAUUUAAAUGAUAAUUAUUUUGUGGACAACGAACUGAUGUAUACCAUAUCGGAAUGUUCAGAACUAAUUGAUUUACGAUUGCAUCAUACUCAUAGAUGGUCGACAGCUCCACUUGAGGAUCUUCAUAAAUUAGUAACAUUAGAUUUAAGCUUGACUCAGAUCCACGAUAGCGACCUAAUUAAAAUUAUCAAAGCGAACCCAAACUUGGAAAAUCUUAUUUUAGAUCUUUGUGAACAUUUAGUUCAAUUGGAUCACGUGAUCGAGGUUGUAGUUAAAUACGCCAAAAAUCUUAAAACCUGGAGUUCUUGGAAAACUGUAUCAUUUACAAGCGAAGGUUUGAAGAAUUUCCAAUACCUGAGCAAUCUGGAGGAAUUGGAUCUUGGAUGGUGUUUAAUAAGUAGCGAUCCGGGAAAUUGUCUAUUGGAAAUUGCCAGUGGAUGUAAAAAGUUGCGGCGUUUGGUACUAUCGGAAUGGAGAGGAGCAAGUGACCAAUUGAUAAUGCCAGUAAUCCUAUCCUGUAAAGAAUUGUCUCAAUUGGAUUUAUUGGGUAUAAAAAAUAUAACAUCUGAACUCUGCGAAAAGAUUUUAUUGUUGCUUCCAAAGUUGAGGCUGCUUGACAUUAGUUUCUGUGACACAGUAAGACAUGACGAGGUUCAAAUAUGGAGGCAACAAUACCCCCACAUCACUAUUCAAAGAAGCUGCCAGUUUGUAGUUACUGAUUAUUUGACUUAAGGUAUUUGUUUGGUACAUUGAAAUAUAUCAUAUUUUUGCAAGUU
Molecule: messenger RNA, 2619 nt
Organism: Cylas formicarius (sweet potato weevil)
Lineage: Eukaryota; Metazoa; Arthropoda; Insecta; Coleoptera; Brentidae
Gene: Fbxl4
Product: F-box/LRR-repeat protein 4
Exons: 11
Coding region: 827-2575 (582 amino acids)
Molecular function (GO): protein binding
Source: RefSeq, a predicted model, not a curated record